AUGGUCAAACCUAAAGAAGCUAUCAGUGAAAUAGGAUUAAAUAUUGAAACAAUUUCGCAGAAGCGGCAUAAAAAACACAAGCACAAAAAACACAAGAAGAAGAAAUUAAUCCACGAAGCAGUUCUGGGAAGUUCACUGUUGGACAGAAAAAAAAUGUUGAACCGCGUCAAGAAAGUCGAAAUUGAUGACAGCAAACUGGUGAAAACUCCAGUGGGUACUUCGACCUCGCCGAAGUCCAAGAAAAAGGUUUUGAAAAAUGGAAAAGGUAAGGACAGUGGGACUAGCAGUGAAGAGGAACGUUGGCUGGAUGCUAUUGAGUCUGGAAAACUUGAGGAGGUUGACGAUGAGUUAAAAAAAAUAAAACCAAAGGAUCCAAAACUGAUGACAGCCAGACAGCGGGCGAUGUUUGAGAGAAAAACAGACACCGAGCCAAAUCCAGGAGUCGAACAGUUGAUGUCCUUGCCUACUGGGUACAAGGAAAAAGUCAUGACCGCCGAGGCAAUUCAGAAAGCUGCCUUAAAAUCUCUAAAGCGAAAGCAGAUGGCUGAUGAAAAACGGGAAAAGGAUAAGAAAAAAACUAUGGAGAGAUUAUUGAAGAAACAAGAGUCCAAGACAAAAAUAAUGUCCAAGGGUAAGAUCAAGCGACAAGUACCACUGGUGACUUAUAGGAUCACCCUUGAAGGUUCUUCUAUUUCGCUUCCUCCAGGAGUUGACUUUCCUCUGCCUCCUACUUCAAUAAAAAGAACCUUAGAAGUAAUAAAGUGCGGAGUAGACGACUGCGAAAGCCCAAAAAGAUAUUCCUGCUCUAGGACGGGAAUCCCUCUGUGCAGUCUGCGGUGUUACAAGGCAAACAUCGCUCGAAUACUAGCAUAA
This is a messenger RNA of Cotesia congregata, 873 nucleotides long. Lineage: Eukaryota; Metazoa; Arthropoda; Insecta; Hymenoptera; Braconidae. The record is from the annotation of a GenBank genome assembly.